AUGAGUGUUUUUUCUGUGUUUUCUCUCGUGGCCUUUGUGUCCAUUGUCUUUGCGUUUUUGCUGUUGGCUAUGGAGACUGGUAUGACGAGCGGUUUGGCGGAGGCAUGUGAAGCCCUGGUUAUUGCUGAUGAUGCAGAAGGUGUGAUAGUCGAAGUUGACGGUGACGAUGAGGCCCAAGGGUUUCUUGACUUUCGUUACUCGGCGGUUGGCCGAGUCGUGUCAGAUCGCACGAUCAAGUUGGUUGUUUUUCGUGAUGUUAUGGCUAAGGCGUGGCGUCCAGUUAGGGGAGUGAAUAUUCGUGAGUUGGGUUCAAAUCGUUUUCUUUUUACGUUCUUUCAUGAAAAGGAUAUUGCUAGGGUGUUGAAUGAAGGUCCGUGGACCUUCGACCAGAAUUUGGUGUUGUUACGGCGUUUGGAGAAUGGGGAUGACCCAAGGAGUCUGGAACUUAGUCUGGCAACUUUUUGGAUUCAGGUUCAUAGCCUUCCUUUAGGAUUUAUGUCUGAAAGGGUGGCAAAAAUCAUUGGGAAUUUUGUGGGGAGUUUUGUGGCUGCUGAUCCUUGGAAUUUUGAGGGCGGGGUGAAGUCUUUCAUGCGCGUUCGCAUCACUGUGGAUGUGUCUAAGCCAUUGAAGAAGCGUAUGAAAAUGAAGAGACCUGGAGGUGAGUGGUUCUGGGUGGACUUUCGCUAUGAGCGGUUGCCUUCUUUUUGUUUCUCAUGUGACGUCAUUGGUCACGCGGAUAAAUUUUGCCCGGUAAGUAUUGACUUGCCGGACGCUGGGGGGGAGAAGCCGUAUGGUGUGUGGUUACGGGCGGGUAGCAGGAGGGGAGUGGCGGUUCCGGUAAACAAGUGGUUGGUAUUGGAUUCGCCGGCGGGGAUGGGCGGUGGUGCGAGGGGAAAUUUUGAAACGGUCACUAAUGAUGAGCAUUUAUUGUCUGGUAAUAAUGCGGCUGUUUCGGGGGAGAGGGGAACUGGUAAGGCUGUGCAUGAGAGUGAGGGAGGGGAUAUGAAUGCUGCGUUAAAUGACAAUGAUGGGGUGGUUAUUUUUGAGCAGAAAAGACGUCGGGUUGGGGAUGAGAGUGAGGAGGGAGUAACUAAAGCCAAUUGGGCCAGCCCAAUGAUGGUUGAAGAGAAUUCUUUUGAAGAGGUGGGUUCUGGAUCCCAGGCCCACCGGGUCCAAUGA
Ipomoea triloba (trilobed morning glory) is the source of this 1179-nucleotide messenger RNA. RefSeq lists its product as uncharacterized. The transcript has a single exon. The record is from RefSeq and is a predicted model, not a curated record. Bases 1 to 1179 code for a protein of 392 amino acids. NCBI's taxonomy places the organism in Eukaryota, Viridiplantae, Streptophyta, Magnoliopsida, Solanales, Convolvulaceae.